Messenger RNA from Caenorhabditis elegans, 462 nucleotides. It is a transcript of the gene F58D2.5, whose product is annotated as Macro domain-containing protein. The transcript is spliced from 2 exons. The record is from RefSeq and is marked reviewed. Lineage: Eukaryota; Metazoa; Nematoda; Chromadorea; Rhabditida; Rhabditidae. The coding region runs from base 91 to 441 and encodes 116 amino acids.
UGUUCGUAAUUCUCACCCCCUUCCAGUCUUUUUGUUUUUUUUUCUCGUUCUGCAAGAUAGUACUCCUCUAUUCCCUGGUUAUUCCAUACAAUGGCCAAGUCUCUUCACGACAUUGUCUGCCAAAAAAUUGCCGAGUUCGUUCAAAAUGGUCCAGCAAGUGUCGUCGUAGCGAAUGCAUGUCUGUAUUCGGCCGUCACCGCUGCCAACAACAACGACCUGCUACCUGUCUACCGUACACAAUGCAAACGCGCCCCGUUGGACGGCGCGCUCGAUUCGCCUCGGAUUGCCGCCCGCCAAUCCUCGUCAGCCGGGAGUAUAAAAGACCGUCGUCACGCUCAUUCGAGGUCUUCUCUAAUUCCUUUUACUUGUGUCAUUUAUCGCUCUUUGCCCCUCUUUACAUGUCCUAUUAACUCGGUGUUUUCUCUAUUAGUUUAUCCUUAAUAAACCGUAAUAACCUCAAAA